CCCAGCAGGAAUGGCUCUGAUCCCUUCAUUCUGGGUGGCUCUGAUCCCUCCAUUCUGGCUGUUUCUGAUCCCUCUAUCCCAGAGCAACGUCUCUCAUGGCUCUCAUCCCUCCAUCCCAGGUUAUCAGGCUCCAGACAAAAUUGACAGCAAGUUUUUUGACCCCAAAUACGCCUUCAAGGACGUGGAGGUUGUCACCAAGUCUGUCAGUGAGCUGGUCAGCAAAAAGAAGCCCAAGGCCGAGGGCUAUGCCGAGGGUGACACCACCCUGUACCAUCGCUUCACCCUCAUGGACUUCCUCAAGGCUGCCAACCCCGUGGACUUCCUCUCCAAGGCCAAUGAGAUCACCCUGGGGGAUGGGGAGCUGGAGAAUCACAGCUCCACCACGGAGGAGCUGCGCCAGUGCUGCAGGGACAUCCGAGUGCUGGGCCGCAAGGAGCUCAGGGCUCUGCUGAACUGGAGGACGAAGCUGCGGCGGUUCCUGGCCAAGAAGCUGAAGGAGCAGGCCAAGGAGAUGGAUAUCAACCUGAGCUCCGGUGAGGAGGAGGAGGGCAGGGAGGAGGAGAAGAAGGAGAAGAUGGAGGCCAAAGCUGCAGCUGCUGAGGAGGAGAAGGAGCAAGAGGAGGUGGAGCUGGCUUUGGCAGAGAUGAAGGCCAAGGAGCUGGCAGAGCUGAAGAGGAAGAAGAAGAAGAUCCUGAAGGAGCAGAGGAAGCAGCGGGAACGUGUGGAGCUGAAGAUGGACCUGCCUGGAGUGUCCAUCGCUGACGAUGGUGACACCAGCAUGUUCUCCCUGAAGAGCAUCCACAGGACCCCGCUGCUGAAUGAGCUGUCCCGGGGGGACAUGGCCUCUGCUGACGCCCUGCUGGAGAUCAGCCCUGGGGACGAUGACAUUUACGUGUCUGAUCACGAGGAAGAGGAUGAUGAUGUGUCCCUGGCCAGCGACCUGGACCCCGAGGAGCUGCUGGAGAUCGAGGCCCGGCAGCGGAAGCUGCAGCGGGAGCAGCGAGGGAAGAGGACCAAGUUUAAGCAGAAGGAGGAGGAGGAGGAAGGGCAGGAAGUGGAGAAUCCUCUGCUGGUGCCCCUGGAGGAGAAGUCGGUGCUGGAGGAGCGACAGACCAGCCUGUGGUUUGGGAAGGACGCCUUUGCUGGCAUCGAGGAUGAUGCAGACGAGAAGCUGGAGCUGGGCCAGGCCCAGAUGUUGGCUGAGAAGCAGCGUGAGGCUCAGAGAGACAAAACAACAAAGAAAGGGCAGAAGAAGAAGAAGGAGGAGGCCCAGGAGGAGGAUCCAGCCGAGCCCAGCCCUGCAGCAGCCCCAGCUCCCGAUGCCAGUGAAGAAGCUAAAGAGGAGCAGAGCAGUGAUGAUGAUGAUGACAGCAGCAGUGAGGAUGAGAGGCCCCUGGCACCAGUGGGGAGGAAGCGAGGCCGUGCUGAGCCCUGUGGCUUCGAGGUGGUGCCUAUUGAGAGGCCAGUGAAAAGAGUCCUGGAUGCAGAGGGCCUUGCCCUCGGCUCUGUCAUUGCCAGCUCCAAAAAGGCCCGGCGGGACCUCAUCGACGACUCCUUCAACAGGUACUCGUACAACGAGGAGGAGGGGGAGCUGCCCGAGUGGUUCACGGAGGAGGAGCGGCAGCACCGGCGCCGGCAGCUGCCCGUGGACAGGCAAACGGUGGAGGCCUAUCGGCAGCGCUGGAAGGAGAUCAACGCACGGCCCAUCAAGAAGGUGGCAGAGGCCAAGGCCCGCAAGAAGAAGAGGAUGCUGAAGAAGCUGGAGCAGAUGAAAAAGAAGGCUGAGGCUGUGGUGAGCACCGUGGACAUCUCAGAGCGGGAGAAGGUGGCCCAGCUGCGCCGCAUCUACAAGAAGGCUGGGCUGGCUAAGGAGAAGCGCCAGGUCACCUACCUGGUGGCCAAGAAGGGCGUGGGACGUCGGGUGAGGCGUCCCCCUGGUGUCAAGGGCCAGUUCAAGGUGGUGGACAGCCGCCUCAAGAAGGAUGUGAGGGCUCAGAAGCGCAAAGAGCAGAAGAAGAAGCGCCACAAGUGAGGUGGGAGUGGCUCCAUCCCCAGCAAGGGACUCUGCUCGGGGCACAGGGCUGGCUCCUGUGUCCCACUGCCACCUCAGUAGCCCUGGGGACAGCCUGGGGCUUGGCCACACCUUGCUUAGUCCGUGCCUUGCUGUGACAGUGCCUCGUGCCCUCCCCUGGGCACAGAGGGGUCAUUUGGCCCCAGUGCUGUGGCCCCGGCCCCUGGUCACAGCUCCAGGUGUCACCAGGCUGGCUCUGCUGGGUGACUCCCCUGGGGACAUCACAGGAGCAUCCCCAGCUGUCCCCAGGGAGGGUGUGGCUCUGGAGACACCCCUGGGCCAGAUUUGUCACUGAGGUGGCAGAACAGUGGUGGCUCUGUCUGGAGCAGCUGCUCAGGACAGCAGAGUUUGACCUGAGGCUGCCCAGGGCUGUGUCACGUGCCUGGGUGAGGUGAGGGACCCGUGCUGCACAUGUCCCCUUGUGCCAUGUCACUGCUGGCCGUGUUCUCUACAGCUGCUCAUGCCUCCAGAGCCCUCCCAGCUUUGUCUGACAGGGAUUGACUCUCCUGACCACAGCAGCCAUCCUGUCCCCUCUGUCCCCACCCCCUUCUCCCUCAAGGAGAAGAAAGACCAAGAGUAAGAAGUGUU
Molecule: messenger RNA, 2659 nt
Organism: Zonotrichia albicollis (white-throated sparrow)
Lineage: Eukaryota; Metazoa; Chordata; Aves; Passeriformes; Passerellidae
Source: RefSeq, a predicted model, not a curated record